This is a messenger RNA of Dendrobium catenatum, 1517 nucleotides long. RefSeq names its product WRKY transcription factor 55. Gene Ontology annotation, molecular function: transcription cis-regulatory region binding; DNA-binding transcription factor activity. The coding region runs from base 91 to 1188 and encodes 365 amino acids. The transcript has 3 exons. The record is from RefSeq and is a predicted model, not a curated record. NCBI's taxonomy places the organism in Eukaryota, Viridiplantae, Streptophyta, Magnoliopsida, Asparagales, Orchidaceae. Gene Ontology annotation, cellular component: nucleus. Gene Ontology annotation, biological process: regulation of DNA-templated transcription.
CAAACCCCACCUUCUAUUUAGCUCUCCCUUACUGUAUUAUUCAUCCACAAACAAACCUUAAACAGAGUAAUUAAACCUCAAAGUGCAGCCAUGGACGAAAUUCUUAACCAAGUCCUUCAGGCCUGUAGGCUUUCUCGAGAGCUCGAGUCCUCCCUUCCUCAUAUUGCGAAUAAUCCAAACGUCUUACUCGCCUCUUGCGAGCAGGUCUCCCUCGCCUUCAACAAGGUAGUCUACGAUCUCCGAGGCUGCUUGGGGGGCUCUUCUUCUUCGUUCGAUCCCACAGGUCAGUUGAUCAUUGGCGAGAGAAUAAUGGAGGAUUGGAGCCAUUUGCAUGAUCCGGACUCAAUGCCAACGGGCCAGAUGGCCUUUUCGCAGUUUGGAUUGGAUAUUCAGGUAACGGGUGCUGCAAUUGCGGCAGUGGAAUUCGCCGAUGUUGGUGGUGGUGGGAGGCUCGCCGGCGGCGAGCAAGAGCAUGCAGUGGUGGUCGUGAGUGAGGCGGAAACAGGGCAUGGUGGAAGGCUGGGCGGGCCUGUCGGGUCAACGGGUCAACGGCCAUCUAGAAGAAGGAGGGACAGCGGCGACACACGAACGGUGAGGAUUCCCGCGCUUCGCACUGGAAAUUUGGAACUUCCACCGGAUGAUGGGUACACGUGGCGCAAAUAUGGACAGAAAGCCAUUCUUGGGUCAAAGUUUCCCAGGAGCUACUUCCGUUGCACCCACAGGAACUUCUAUGGCUGUAAGGCCAAGAGAAAAGUUCAAAGGCUCGACGCCGACCCCAACACGUACGAGAUAACCUACUGCGGAAACCACACGUGCCAAACCUCCCCUACACCUCUGAUUCUCCCCUCCAUGACGCCGACGACAAAUGAGAGCAUGAGUGGCAACGUAGCCAUAAUGACCGGAGCCUCACCGCCACCGGCUUUUCCCCUCUCCACGUCGAUUGAGCUUAGCAGCUGGUUUUUGAAAGAACAUGAAAGCGAGGGAAAGGCACCGUCCCGCCCUUUUCUCAGCUCGCAUGAGGUAGGGGAGAGUAGCAGAGCUCAUGCGGGUCCAUCAGAGCAGGCGGCGCCGCCUGUCAGGACUGGAAGGGAAGGGGAAGGAUCGGUCGCUGAUCUUGCAGAUGCUAUGUUCAAUUCAGGAAGUAGCAGUAACAGCAUGGAUACUAUUUUUACUUUUAAGACAGAUUAAUGGGAACUGAGAGGAGUAAUAAUAGCGAUAGUUGAUGGCUCUAAGCAUGGCUAGCUUGUUCAUUUGUUAGAUACUAAUUUGGAUUAAGAUAUUCUUGAUUGAUUUGAUUUUAUUUAUGUUAUUAUUUAGGUUAGAUUCUGAUAUGAUUCAAGGUUUGUAAGCUGGCUGAAGCCUUCGGGUAAUAUGGUAGGUUCAGUUUAUGUAGUGUGUACUCUUUGAUGAAGUAAUAAGAUUGUUGUUAGAGGAGUGUGCAGUCUUAAUGUGGAUCAGUUGAUAUGCAAUAAUGUUAAUGAGAUUAGACUUGAAGGUUGAUAAUUUACCUGCUGUUC